Messenger RNA from Polyodon spathula (Mississippi paddlefish), 7926 nucleotides. Its product is annotated as histone acetyltransferase KAT6B-like. The record is from RefSeq and is a predicted model, not a curated record. Gene Ontology annotation, biological process: regulation of DNA-templated transcription; nucleosome assembly. Lineage: Eukaryota; Metazoa; Chordata; Actinopteri; Acipenseriformes; Polyodontidae. Gene Ontology annotation, molecular function: DNA binding; histone acetyltransferase activity. The transcript has 17 exons. The coding region runs from base 428 to 6511 and encodes 2027 amino acids. Gene Ontology annotation, cellular component: nucleosome; MOZ/MORF histone acetyltransferase complex.
AGUUGUUAUCAGGUUCUUUCUGCCUCAGCGCGAGCUGUCGCGUGCGUCCAUUUAUUUAAUAAAAAAAGAAGCUUUCGGAAUUCCAGUUUUUCACCAACGUUAAAAACAGCAUUUAUAGAAUGAAGAGACGAUCCCUGUGAAAACUUAAAAAGAUUUAUUUAUGAAUUUGUGAGGAUUUAUUAUCAACACGUUUCAGAUGUCCUACUGUUAAACUACUAAAACAGAGGAUUAUUCUACAAAUGUACUACCUUCUUGAUUUCAAUGGUCCCAUCUUUCCAAGGAUAUACAGGAGUGACUUAGAAUGGCAUACAAUGCUUUGCUGAGUUGUUUGUGUUUUAAAUGCAUUUUAUAAUGUGGGUGCAUUUCAUUUCUAACAAGGAGAAAACUUUAUGGAUAACUCUAUGCUGAAACAAAUAAUUCUUCAACCAUGGUAAAACUUGCUAACCCACUGUAUACGAAGUGGAUUCUGGAAGCUAUACAGAAGGUUAAGAGACAGAAGCAGAGGCCAUCCGAAGAAAGAAUUUGUCAUGCAGUGUCGGCCUCACAUGGAUUAGACAAGAAGGCUGUUCUAGAACAAUUGGAAUUAAGUGUUCUUGAUGGCUCCAUUCUUAAAGUAACAAACAAAGGUUGUGCAUCCUAUAAAGACCCAGAUAAUCCUGGGCGGAUUUCACCCCUUAAAUCGGCAACCUUUCCUAUAUCCUUAAAGGGAUCUAUUAGAGCCACUGGGGAUCUUCGAAAUGUGGAUUGGAAUAAGAUACUGAAGAGAGCCAUUGAAGGUCUUGAUGAUCUCAAUGGUUCUUCAUUGAAGAACAUAGAGAAAUAUCUUCGAAGCCAGGAUGAUUUGUCAAAUGUGAUUGACAGCCCGGUAUUUCAACAACGUUUACGUUUAGCAGCGAAACGAGCUGUUAAUAAUGGGAGAUUAUUCAAGGAUGGACCACUUUACAGGAUGAACUAUGGAAGUGUGGAAAGAAUGGGAUCUAAAUACACUUGUGCUUCCACUUCAUUGCUCCCAUCUGUAACCCUUCUCCCCCACGAGAAAGACCAGCUCCGAGCUGACCCAAUCCCAAUAUGCAGUUUCUGUUUAGGAACAAAAGAGUCAAAUCGUGACAAAACUCCAGAAGAGCUUCUGUCCUGUGCAGACUGUGGAAGUAGUGGUCAUCCAACAUGCCUGAAGUUCUCUCCGGAGCUGACCAUCAACGUAAAGGCUUUACGAUGGCAGUGUAUUGAAUGCAAGACUUGUAGUGCCUGUCGAAUACAAGGCAAAAAUGCAGAAGACAUGCUUUUCUGUGACUCUUGUGAUCGAGGGUUCCAUAUGGAGUGCUGUAACCCACCACUUUCAAGAAUGCCAAAAGGAUUGUGGAUCUGUCAGGUCUGCAGGCCAAAGGAAAGGGGAAAAAGACUUCUGCAUAAAAGAGCAGCCCAGAUCAAACGACGAUAUGCAAAACCAAUAGGAAGACCCCAAAAUAAACUCAGACAGCGAACACUGUGUGCAACCACCGGCGAGGGAUCCAUGAUAGCACUUGCAGGAAGGGGGUCACCUGGUAGGGGUCAAAAGAUUAAAGUCUGUACCACACCUUCAUCUGGUCAUGCUGCAUCUGUGAAGGACUCAAGCAGCAGAUUGGCUGUAACAGACCCCUCUCGGGCGGGUGAUACCACCAAACUCACCACCACCACCACUUCUUUCACGUCCACAUCCACCUUCUCUAAACUUAAAGUUAACAAGAAAACCAAAGGUCUCAUUGACGGCCUUACAAAAUUUUUUACACCAUCACCUGUUGGCCGCAGGUCACGUGGCCAAAUAUUAGACUUCUCAAAGCACUACCGACCGAGGAAAAAGGGCCCUCAGAAACUAUCAUGCACUUCUCAUUCCAGCACGAUGGGAACAGGUACCACUCAAAAGCUAACACUCUGUGCACUCCCACCCCCUCCCCCACUGCCUGGAAAUAGCCCCAGUUCACAGAAAUCCAACAAUUCCACCUCUGCUAACUCCCCCCAGAGCUCUUCCAGCCUGUCUAGUGUUCCCUCCUUUAGUAGCCUUUCUAAUAACAACCAGCUUAAGGGACUUUUUGAUGGACUUUCUCAUAUCUAUACUACUCAGGGACAGUCUCGAAAAAAGGGACACCCUAGUUAUGCACCACCUAAGCGUAUGCGACGUAAACCGGAUUUGUCUUCCACAUCAAAAUCCUGUCCCCAGCUUCAUGGAAAGAAAGAUAGUAAAAAUAGGUUAGUUUCCCAUUCCUCCUCCUCUGGGUGGGGGAUAUCAAGAGGACAUGCUUUUAAGACAGUUCAUUUCAGACGAACUUCUUUCCUCAAAAAGCACAGGAUGCUAGGCAGAUUAAAAUAUAAAGUGACCCCUCAAAAGGGGACCCCCUCACCAGGGAAGGGGAGCUUGGCAGACGGAAGAAUUAAACCUGAUCAGGAUCAUGCAGACAGUGAAGGCACGAAACAUUUCAAGCAGGAAAAUACAGACAUGGGUGUGGCCAGCACUAAGGAAAAUGUUACAACAGAGGAUUUAGAAAUGUUCAAGCAAGCCCAGGAACUCUCAAUGCAGAAAACUGAAUGUGCAAGCCUUGUAGACCCUGGUCGUUACCCUGCAGUAAUUGAAUUUGGAAAGUAUGAAAUUCAUACCUGGUAUUCUUCUCCUUACCCACAGGAAUAUUCAAGAUUACAGAAGCUUUACCUGUGUGAAUUUUGUCUUAAGUACAUGAAAAGUAAAAAUAUACUUCAGCGACAUUCGAAGAAGUGUGGUUGGUUUCACCCACCAGCCAAUGAAAUCUAUAGAAAGGAUAACCUUUCUGUGUUUGAAGUUGAUGGAAAUGUAAGCAAAAUCUUCUGCCAAAACCUCUGCUUGUUAGCCAAGCUAUUUCUUGACCACAAGACUCUGUACUAUGAUGUUGAGCCAUUCCUCUUUUAUGUUCUAACUAAAAAUGAUGAAAAGGGCUGUCAUCUGGUUGGAUACUUUUCAAAGGAAAAGCUUUGCCAGCAGAAGUAUAAUGUCUCCUGCAUAAUGAUUAUGCCCCAGUGCCAAAGGCAAGGAUUUGGAAGGUUUCUCAUUGAUUUCAGCUACCACCUUUCAAGACGGGAGGGACAGGCAGGAUCCCCAGAAAAGCCACUCUCUGAUCUGGGCCGUCUGUCAUACUUGGCGUAUUGGAAAAGUGUCAUAUUAGAGUAUUUAUAUUGCCACAAAGAUAAAAAUAUCAGUAUCAAGGGAAUAAGUAGAGCUACUGGAAUGUGUCCUCAUGACAUAGCAACUACUCUGCAGCAGCUCAAUAUGAUUGACAAGCAGGAUGGCAGGUUUGUAAUUAUCCGAAGAGAGAAGAUGAUUCAAAAGCACAUGGAAAAGCUGAAGGCUAAUCCCCGUCUGAAUGAAGUAGAUGCAGAGUGCCUGCGAUGGACUCCAUUAGUAGUUUCUAAUGCUGCUGUUUCUGAAGAGGAACGAGAAGCUGAAAUGGAAGCUGAGCAUUUAAUGGAACAGGCUAGUUGUUGGGAAAAUGAAGAGCAAGAGAUGUAUUCUCUAAAAAUCAACAAAAGACAACCUUCUACGAAAAUUCCUUGCAAAAAUACAUUCUUGCGAUCUCCACAGUGCCUCUCAACAAUUACAGAACGAUCUGCUGAUCAAUCUAAAGAAGGCAGUGAGGAGGAGGAUGAGGAUGAUAAUGAAUAUGAUGCCCAAGCAAGUUCACCACCCAUACUGACAAAAGCACAUUCAAUGCUGAGCUUUAAAAGAAAGAGACCUCCCAUCCCCAGAAGAAAAAGGGGUCGUAAACGUAGGCGUAUUAACAGUAGUGUUACAACAGAAACUAUAUCUGAAACAACCGAGGUUCUUCGUGAACCCUUUGAGAACUCUGAUGAGGAAUGGCCAAUGCCCCUACUAGAACCUACAUGCCAGAGGGAUGGAGAAAAUGAAGAAAAGCCAGUCAGAAAAAUCUUGAAAUACUGUUGUGGCAAGCAGAGGUACAUUAAAGCUGAAGAAAAUGACAAACAUAAAUACAGAAGUCAAGUUCAGGAGGAAGGGCAAAAUCAAGGCCUGCCAUCUAGUGGGGCUGUGUUAAAAAAGAAUAAGGAAGACAAUCCUCAACCUGUGAAGCGUAAAAAAGGUUGGCCAAAAGGAGUAAAGCGAGGUCCUCCUAAGUGGAGGCGCAAGAAGGAAAGAAAGACUGGAUUCAAGCUGAAUCUGUACACACCCCCUGAAACUCCUAUGGAAGCCGACCAUCAGGUCUUGUUAGAGGAACAGAAGGAACACCCAGAAAAAGCCUCUGCGAUCACAGAGGAAGACGGUGACCUGAGUAAAGAAACUGACCUGUUGGAUACUGAUCUUGAAAAGUUGCUCUCUGUGUCUCAGAGUCCUGAAGAGGUGCUUUCUAAAACACAGGAAGAGAAAUUUGAUGUAAUAGGGUCUCCUGAAGAUACCAACAGUCAUGAUGAAGGCCAAGAAGGUCCUGAUCGUGGAGGUAAGGACCAAGAAGAAACUGAGAAUGUAGCUGAACAGCAGGAGGAACCUGCCCCUGCAGGGGAACAUGAGGAGGAAGAUGAAGAUGAAGAGGAACCAGUGCAUAACGAAGAUCAUGAUGCUGAUGAUGAAGAUGACAGCCAUGUAGAUUCAUCAGAGCUAGAAAAGGAAGAGGCUUCUGUCUUGGUAUUGAAGGAGCAGCCCGAGUGUCGGCAACCUUUUUUAGACAUGAAUGUUACAGCCAGUGCUGUGCAAAAUGAUCAUAAGGAUGAUACUAUUGUGAACUGUGGUGGAGAUCUUCCAGCUGAUAUUGAUAAUGAUAAUGAUGAUGAUGAUGAUGAUAAUGAUAUUGCUGCUGAUUCUGAACAUGCUGUUGAUUCUGAGUGUGAAGGUGAAAAUAGUCAUGACCCUGACCAAAAGGAAAGUGAAGCAUUGAGCCCUGUUAUAAAAGAUGGUCCCACUGUUUAUACAGAAAUUGACACUGAAACUGUGCAGGCAGUACAGGCUCUUACCCAAGAAAGUAGUGAGCAGGAAGAUACUUUCCAAGACUGUGUGGAAACACAGGAAGCAUGUAGGAGCUUGCAAAGUUAUACACAUAUAGACCAAAGCCCUCAAAUGACAAUAAUAGAUGACUGCCAUCAGUCGGAUCAUAGCAGUCCCAUAUCAUCAGUCCAUUCCCAUCCCAGUCAAUCGGUUCGUUCUGUGACUAGUCCAGCAGUAUCGAUUCUAGAAAGCAGCUAUACACAAAUUAGCCCUGAUCAGAAUGCCAUUUCUGUGCCAUUACAAAAUAUGGAAACCAGUCCAAUGAUGGAUGUCCCUUCUGUUUCAGACCACUCACAGCAAGUUGUAGACAGUGGAUUUAGUGAUCUUGGCAGUAUUGAGAGCACAACUGAAAACUAUGAAAAUCCUAGCAGCUAUGAUUCCACACUGGGGAGCAGUAUUUGUGGAAAUAAUUCAUCCCAAAAUAGCUGCUCGUAUAAUAACAUCUCUUCCAGUAGCCUUACUCAGAACAGCUGUGCUGUGACACAGCAAAUGACAAAUAUUAAUGGAAGCUGUAGUAUGAUGCAACAGAACAGCAUUAACUCUCCUCAGAACUGUAGUGUUAAAUCUCCACAAGGAUGUGUCCUAGAAAGACCAACCAGCAUCCAGCAGCAGUUGCCACAGUGUGGCUUGUCUAACAACUUUACAUCACCAAUGCAACUGACAGAUAUUUCUGAGUCCACUCCAAAUAUCGGAAUUUAUGAAAGGAUGGGCCAAAGUGAUUAUGGUGGUUGUCAUUAUCCACAGCCAUCUGCCACUUUUAGCCUUGCAAAACUACAGCAAUUAACCAACACACUUAUGGACCAUCCAUUGCCUUAUAAUCAUUCAGCUUCUGUCACAUCCUAUGCAAACAGUGUAUCUCUAUCUUCACAGCUUAGUAACACAGGCCUUGUUUCUUUAUCUCAGUCUCCACAUUCUGUCCCUGGAGGACACCAAGCACAGGCUACAAUGACACCUCCACCUAACCUUACCCCACCCCCAAUGAAUCUUCCUCCUCAACUACUGCAGCGUAACAUGGCAGCUCCAAACAUGGGACUCCCACCCUCCCAGAGACUUCAGACUUCAAUGCCAGGCAAAAGUCAUGUUUCAAUGCGCUCUAAAUCAGCUCCUUUGUCACCUCAUCAGCAACAGAUGUAUGGAAGGGCCUCGCAGACUGUAGCCAUGCAGGCACCUGCAAGGACACUAGCCAUGCCUCGAAUGAAUAUGGGUGUAAACCUAAUGCCUGCGCCAGCUUACAAUGUCAACUCUAUGAACAUGAAUAUGAACACUCUGAAUGCUAUGAAUGGGUACAGGAUGUCUCAACCAAUGAUGAACAGUGGCUACCAUGGAAACCAUGCGUACAUGAAUCAAACAGCACAGUACCCUAUGCAGAUGGGAAUGAUGGGAACUCAGCCAUACCCCCAGCAGCCCAUGCAGGGCCCACCACACAGCAACAUGAUGUACACUCCACCAGGCCACCAUGGUUACAUGAACACAGGCAUGUCAAAACAAUCUUUAAAUGGAUCCUUCAUGAGGCGUUAAAUGUACCAUGUUAUUUACUAUUUAUAAGUGCAUUUCAUCUCAAAAUGCACAACUAUGCCUAGAGCAUCACUUUUUGAAAACCAGCACUUGGUGUGAAUGCAAAAAAAGUCUUUGUGAAGGCAUUUUUUUUUUUUUUUUUUUUUUUUAAAUAGAAAGCCUUACAUCAUCAAAUAAUGAUGACUUUUCUUUGUUGAUUUCAUAUGUUAUACUCCUUUGAUGAAUGAAGCCUAAGUUAUUAAAUUGUGGCAAAGAAGGCUUCAGCAGUUGGACUGCAUUUGUGUGGCAGACCUAUGUAAUGAAGCUAUUUAAUGUGCCUGCUACAACUGUAAGAUUUUUGGACAUUACAGCCUUUUAAAGAAAACUAUCCAGAAGUUCUGAGUUUGUGUUCCAUUCUUCUGCCUUUAUAUAUUUAAGUUAUUGUAAAAUUAAUUUUAUUAUUUUUUUGUUUGUAUUGUGGUAUGGUGACACAUAGCAUGCUACAAAGUCUUUGUUAGUGACAGUGCAUAAGAUUGUACUGUACAAGUGCUGUGCUUAAUAGCAAGCCAUUUUUAAAAUGAUUGGCCUUGGAUUAGGUUUCCCCAGUAUGGGAGUAAGAUGAAACUAUAUUUUUGUUAUUUCUAAUACUGUAAAAAUGUAAAACUUAGUCCUGUUUCAGUUAAGUUUGAAAUGUUUUAUUGCUACAUGUGUAUAAUUCUGUACUUUUGUAACAAAAUUCUUUAAAUGAGGCAGCUUUCUGUUUUAUAAAUGCAAACUGAUUUCUGUCUAAAUAAUGAAGCGUAUCUCAGUGUUUGUACCAGUUCAGUUCUAAAUCAUUUCAAAGAACAUGUCCAGGAUUUAAAAAAAAGAAAUUUAGUCUUUAGUAAAUUUAGUCUAAAGUUGCUCUUUUACAAAAAUGCCUUUAACCUUACAUUUUCAUUCCAUCUGUAGAUUUUUUUAUCUUUAUAUAAAAUGUUGGAGUUAUAUUUUACAAAAACAUAGGGCAGUAGCCUGUGAAUAGACCAAUCUAAGCUAGCAAAUCGCAUGUAAAAAGCAAAUUGUAUUUGUGUCUGUUUAUAUUGCUUUUUUGUAGCCUUUGUACCUGUACAGAUUGACUGCUGGGAAUGAGAAGGAAAGCUGGAUAUGUGUAAAAAAUAGAACAGAAUGAAAGUCCUGUAUUUAUCGGUUAUCUUUUUAGUCAGUCUCUUAAAACAAUACACAAAAAAUACACAAAAAAAGCUGUACAUUUUUAACAUAAAAUAAAUUAUGAUGAGCCAUUCUUGGACUUCUGUGAUUAGUACUGGUUUACUUUUUUAUGUUUAUGAAAUACAAAUCUUUGUUCCAUGUAAUUUCUAGAAGUACAGAUGAAAAUAUUGUUAUAUUCCUCUAAAAAUAACUGGAUUUCUUUUAAAAAAAGUAAUUGUAAAACAAAACAAAAA